ACACCACUCACACUCACCCCUUCCUUUCUUCUUUCUCCUUUUAUAAAUAAUCUCCUCUGACUUCCACCUAAACCCCACAACUCCCUCCACGUCUUUCCCUCUAUCUUUCACUUUCUCUCUCAGUGUUUGAUUCCGGGAAGUCUUCGCGAUGUCUGUGCCGGCGACCACCGUGGUACCACCGUUGACUGAUGAACUCGACAUCGUCAUUCCGACGAUCAGGAACCUCGACUUUCUGGAACAGUGGAGAUCCUUCUUCCAGCCUUACCAUUUGAUCAUCGUUCAAGACGGAGAUCCGACCAAAAAAAUCCACGUUCCUGAAGGCUUUGAUUACGAGCUCUACAACCGAAACGACAUCAAUCGGAUCUUAGGUCCGAAAGCCAGUUGCAUUUCCUUCAAGGAUUCCGCUUGUCGCUGCUUCGGAUUUCUCGUCUCCAAGAAGAAAUACAUCUUCACCAUUGACGACGACUGCUUCGUUGCGAAGGAUCCAUCGGGGCAAGAGAUCAACGCAUUAGCACAGCACAUUCACAACCUGUUAUCGCCAUCAACGCCGUUCUUCUUCAACACAUUGUACGAUCCAUACAGAGAAGGUGCAGAUUUCGUGAGGGGAUACCCGUUCAGUUUACGUGAAGGCGUAACCACCGCGAUCUCCCAUGGACUCUGGCUCAACAUCCCCGACUACGACGCGCCAACACAGCUCGUGAAGCCACGCGAGCGUAACACAAGGUACGUCGACGCUGUGUUAACCAUCCCUAAAGGAACUCUGUUCCCGAUGUGCGGAAUGAACCUAGGGUUCCACCGGGAACUCAUCGGACCGGCGAUGUACUUCGGACUCAUGGGCGAUGGUCAGCCGAUUGGGAGGUACGACGAUAUGUGGGCGGGGUGGUGUGCGAAGGUGAUUUGUGAUCAUUUAGGGCUCGGAGUGAAAACUGGAUUACCUUAUAUCUGGCAUAGUAAAGCGAGUAAUCCUUUUGUUAACUUGAAGAAGGAAUACAAGGGGAUUUAUUGGCAAGAAGAGAUUAUUCCGUUUUUUCAAUCUGUUGUUUUGCCUAAAGAGUGUACAACUCCACAGAAAUGUUAUUUGGAGCUUUCGAAGCUUGUGAAGGAGAAGCUUUCACCUGUUGAUCCUUACUUUGAGAAGCUUGCAGGAGAAAUGGUGACAUGGAUUGAAGCUUGGAAUGAGCUUAAUCCAUCCACUGAUGCAACACCAACAACAACAACAGAUGCAGUUCCUAAAAAGAAGUAAUCUUUUCCGUUGCUAAUGAAUCAUCGAUCUAUUUUUAGUUAUUAUUAUUAUUGUGGGAAUAAUGUUUCGUUAGAAACUGUUUGGUUGACGGGAUUUGUUAAGCUAUUGAGGUCUAAUUUAUACUUUUUUUUUUUUUUUUGUAAUUUUCGAUGUUAUAAAGCAAUCUAUUUGGAGUAAUUUAAUGAGAUACAAGAGUCUUUUCCUAGAUUAAAUGCAGCAUUCAAUUCGUUAAUAAGUAGAAUCUACCUGACAAGAAAGUAAAAGUUCAAGGGGUAGAAGUAGAAAUAUCCUCUAUAACGCCUUUUCCGUCAACCGCGUCAAAAAAGAAGAAAUUCUUUAAA
Messenger RNA from Lactuca saligna, 1584 nucleotides. NCBI's taxonomy places the organism in Eukaryota, Viridiplantae, Streptophyta, Magnoliopsida, Asterales, Asteraceae. The record is from the annotation of a GenBank genome assembly.